AUGGGGGACCUACCAUCUCCCCGGGCUGAUAUUCCAGCGCAUUUCUUACAUGCACCAAUUUCAAAUGAUUCCUUGCAUCUCCCUCAGACUAUCGCCCAUCGAGGAUAUAAGGGCCAUUACCCUGAAAAUACCAUUUGUGCGAUCGAUAAAGCAAUCGAAGCAGGCACCCAUGCACUAGAGCUUGAUUUACACAUCACCCGCGACGGGGUUGUUGUUUUGUCCCAUGACUUAAUGCUACGUCGUUGUUUCGGUAUCAAGAAAAAGGUAUCCGAAUGUGACUGGAACUACUUGAAAACUUUGCGGACAUUGGAAGCUCCGCAUGAGCCAAUGCCCAGGCUAGUUGAUGUUCUGGAGUAUUUGCGACAGCCAGGCCGUGAGCAUAUCUGGAUGCUGUUGGACAUAAAGCUUCAUAAUGAUCCCGCUACCAUUAUGCAGGGGAUCGCCAAGGCUGUCGAAUCGGUCCCCAUCCCGGCGAUAGGCCCAGACUGGCAUCGACGUAUUGUUCUGGGCUGCUGGUCAGCCAGAUAUCUACCGCCACGCGCAAAGUACCUACCUCGCUACGAAAUGGCGUUGAUCUGUGUCGAUUUGAGCUACGCUCGCCAAUUCCUAGAUGUACCUCGAAUCUCCUUCAACAUCCAUCAGAAGAGCUUGAUGGGUCCAUUGGGUCGUGGGUUUUUGGAGGAAGCUCGUGCGGCACGUCGCAAAGUAUACUUGUGGACAGUGAACGCGCCAAAUUUAAUGCGAUGGGGUAUUCGACACCAAGUCGAUGGAAUCAUCACUGACGACCCGGCGCGAUUCCAAAGUGUCUGUGAGCAGUGGGAGCUGGAUCGGAAAAAGGGGCCUCUGGCUUCCCUUGAUCCCAAGGCAGAUCGUUUGACCGUUGGACAGCGAGUCGAGAUUAUCUUAGUGGCGGUUUAUGUCCUGACGGUUGGCUGGUUCCUUAAACGCAAGUAUCUACCAACUGUGGAGCGUGUACAAUUCGAGGAGCGGAAGAUGACUUGA
Penicillium odoratum is the source of this 1002-nucleotide messenger RNA. RefSeq names its product glycerophosphodiester phosphodiesterase. The transcript has 4 exons. Gene Ontology annotation, molecular function: phosphoric diester hydrolase activity. The coding region runs from base 1 to 1002 and encodes 333 amino acids. The record is from RefSeq and is a predicted model, not a curated record. Gene Ontology annotation, biological process: lipid metabolic process. NCBI's taxonomy places the organism in Eukaryota, Fungi, Ascomycota, Eurotiomycetes, Eurotiales, Aspergillaceae.